This is a messenger RNA of Racocetra persica, 138 nucleotides long. The record is from the annotation of a GenBank genome assembly. Lineage: Eukaryota; Fungi; Glomeromycota; Glomeromycetes; Diversisporales; Gigasporaceae.
AUGGCGGUGGAUAUGGUGGGUGCUAUUGCGAGGAAUGUUGAAAAAAUAGCAGGUAUUAUAGAAGUUAUGAAAAUAAAGGCAAAUCGGACGGGAAUUCGGGCAAUUCAAGUAUUCCCUCGUGAGGUUGAUUUUUCUUUG